Helianthus annuus (common sunflower) is the source of this 1302-nucleotide messenger RNA. RefSeq lists its product as uncharacterized. The record is from RefSeq and is a predicted model, not a curated record. Lineage: Eukaryota; Viridiplantae; Streptophyta; Magnoliopsida; Asterales; Asteraceae. Bases 1 to 1302 code for a protein of 433 amino acids. Gene Ontology annotation, molecular function: nucleic acid binding; RNA-DNA hybrid ribonuclease activity. The transcript has a single exon.
AUGCCAUCACCUUCUACACUAAAGGAAAUGCAACGACUAGCCGGCCGGCUAGCCGCUUUGAAUAGAUUCCUAGCUAACCACGUGGCUAAAUCUUACCCCUUUAUCAGCACUCUGCGGAACUGCUUAAAAAAGGAACAGUUCCAGUGGACCGCAGAGGCAGAAAACGCCUUCCGGGAGAUGAAAGAGUGUUUGAUCCAACUCCCAACGCUCACUGCACCACGCAAGAAAGAACCGCUCAUCCUAUACCUAUCAACCGCGGACAACGCGGUAGGUGCGAUGCUCAUCGUGGAACGAGAAGGAGUCCAAACACCAAUCUAUUACGUCAGCAAAAUGCUAAAUGAUCCAAAGACAAGAUACUCCAUCAUGGAGAAGUUGGUACUCGCGCUGGUACACGCAUCCAGACGGCUACGCCGUUACUUUGCAAAUCACAUCAUCACCGUGUUAACCAACUACCGGAUCGGGCAAAUCCUCUCUAAGCCUGAAAUCUCUGGAAGACUAGCAAAAUGGGCCAUUAAACUGGGCGCAAAUACUUUGGUUUACAAACCACGCCCAACAAUCAAAGGCCAAGUCUUAGCUGACUUCGCCGCGGAAGUACCGGCGAAUCGCAUUCAAGAAUGCGAAGAUGAACAAACCCCUAUACCUCCACCAUCCUCAUCAGACAUUUGGGCACUAUAUACUAAUGGUGCGUCCAACGAAGACGGUGCGGGUGCAGGUCUGCGACUCGUAAGCCCUGAUGGUCAAGAGCUCACCUACGCCAUCCGCCUCGAUUUUAAGAGUACAAAUAACGAGGCAGAAUACGAGGCUUUGCUAGCAGGGCUACGCUUGGCAGUCAAGCUCGGCGUCCAACAUUUGGAAGCACACGUCGACUCAUUACUAAUUGCGGGGCAGAUCCGCGGCGACUAUGCCGCGAAAGGAGAUAUCAUGAUCCUCUAUCUCGAACAAGCAAUGCAACUGAAAUCCAAGUUCACGUCCUUCAAUAUCCGACAUAUCAACAGGAGUGAAAACAAACCCGCGGAUGCACUUUCAAAACUCGCAUCCACCAGCUUCCAACAUCUGGCAAAAGAGAUACAUAUUGAGAUCCUGCAAAAUCCCUCAGUACCCCUGCGCCAAGUCAACGUCAUCCAAUACGGGACAACGUCUUGGAUGACAACAAUCAUCGCAUAUUUACAAUCAGGUGUUACCCCCGAGAGCAAAGCAGAGGAACGCAAACUACAAUACAAGGCGUUCCACUAUCAGAUGGGGGACGGUAUUUUAUACCGCAAAUCAUACCUGGGGCUACUUCUACGAUGCGUCAACCCUUAG